Messenger RNA from Oreochromis niloticus (Nile tilapia), 1501 nucleotides. Its product is annotated as alpha-2-HS-glycoprotein. Bases 36 to 1217 code for a protein of 393 amino acids. Gene Ontology annotation, molecular function: cysteine-type endopeptidase inhibitor activity. Gene Ontology annotation, cellular component: blood microparticle; extracellular region; extracellular matrix. Gene Ontology annotation, biological process: negative regulation of endopeptidase activity. The transcript has 7 exons. The record is from RefSeq and is a predicted model, not a curated record. NCBI's taxonomy places the organism in Eukaryota, Metazoa, Chordata, Actinopteri, Cichliformes, Cichlidae.
UAAUAGUGGCCUGCUCCAGUCUUCUCCUCUGUACCAUGAGGACGUUACGAGUCCUGACACUUCUUUCGGCAGCAGUCCUGCUUUGCAGCGCUGCCCCAGGUUUGGCGCCACUAACAUGCAGUGAAGGUAACGGUCCGGCGGCAGCAGACAAGGCAGUGCAUCACAUCAAUGAGUAUCACGACCAUGGCUACAAAUUCAGACUGCAUGAAGUUCAAGGAAACAGUGUGGAACAGGUUGAUGGUGGAUGUAAUGUAAAGUUGCAGCUGGAUCUUCGGGAGACAAAAUGCCACACUACCAACCCGAAACCCUUUGAGGACUGUGAACUACGUAGAGAGACACAGCGGGCAGUGAAGGCCAACUGCACUGUGUUGAUGACUAUAAAAGAUGGUGAUGCCACCAUAACCAAAUAUGAAUGUGACACACGACAAGUAAAUACUAACUCGGAGAUGGUACGCAUCUGCCCUGACUGUCCCGUGCUGCUGCCUCUCAACGACUCUGAAGGUCUCAAGUCUGUUCAUGAAGCAACAACAGAAUUCAACAAGAACACCAGUAACCAGCACUACUACGUCUUGAAGGAAGUGGGACGGAUAUCAUCUGGGUAUAUAAUGACAUCUGGAAUGAACUACUAUGCUGAGUUUGCCCUUGUGGAGACUCGUUGCCCAAUGGGCUCUAGAAUCGUAAUUGAGGCAUGCACUCCGCUCUGUCCUGACAGAGCUCGUCAUGCUUUCUGCAAGUCAUCUUACUCCAGUGAAAAUGGACUCCUGUCCAAUGACUGUGAUUUCUAUCCUGCAGAGAACACCACUGCCCUUGGGCCUGAUGAGAAGGAGCCUGACUGUAGACAUCAUGGAAGACGCCCUCCUCAUAGUCAUGGUGGCCCCCCUCCACAUGCUUACGACCAUGGUCAUGGCCCCCUCCACAUGCUCACGACCAUGGUCAUGGCCCUCCUCCACAUGCUGGCAAAGGAGGACGCCCUCCUCAUAGUCAUGGUGGCCCCCCUCCACAUGCUCACGACCAUGGUCAUGGCCCUCCUCCACAUGCUGGCAAAGGAGGACGCCCUCCUCAUAGUCAUGGUGGCCCCCCUCCACAUGCUCACGACCAUGGUCAUGGCCCCCCUCCACAUGAUCAUGAACAUGGUCAUGGCCCUCCUCCUCCUGGUGGCAAGAGUAAAGGGUCAUUUCAUCCCCUACGGCGCUUUCAUCCAUGUCACAGAUUCCUAGUCAAUCCUGACCCAGCUCUCCACCCUAUUUGCCCCUGGCCUCUUCCUCACCGCACACACAACUAAUCCAGAAUUAGCCGAGCAUUGCCAAAUAAAGAACAUGGUUGUUUUGCGUACAAUGUGCCAAAAUAUAGUGCAUACAAAAUAAACCAUCUAGGUGUUGAUUACUUGAAGCUGGAGUAAGCACUGUGAUUGUUAUUUCUGAGAUUCAGCAGACUCAGAACAGCAGUUCUGAAGUUUGGUUUGAUUUGACAUCUAUUUAAUUACAUUAUGAUGCUGGCAGCA